Molecule: messenger RNA, 4081 nt
Organism: Gasterosteus aculeatus aculeatus (three-spined stickleback)
Lineage: Eukaryota; Metazoa; Chordata; Actinopteri; Perciformes; Gasterosteidae
Molecular function (GO): ubiquitin-protein transferase activity
Source: RefSeq, a predicted model, not a curated record
UUAACAGUUUGUAAUCCUGAAACAAGUGCUGUGGAUAUUGAAACCAGGACCUUGAUAAGUGUAUAGUUGAAAGCUGCAGCGUCCACCACUAGAUUUUCUUCCUAAACCUUUUUUGAUCCAGUGUUAAAAACAAACAAUAAAACUAAAUGUUGUGUCCUCAAACUCAUAUAACCUUAGGAGUGGAAUAUGAAAACCUUUGAUGUUAUGGCUCAUAACCACCCUGUUAUGGCUCAUAACCACCCUUUUUCUGUGGAAUCUUUAAUCCCACUGUUCUGUGGAAACAUAAUGUUAUCAUAAUGUGAAAUCUCAGGAAUGCAGAAAACUGUUUGCUUACCCAACAAGAAAGUCUUUGGACUUUAUCCAAAUAUGAUUCCAAUGUCUAAAAAACUACAAGCCCAUGAAAAUAAUUGGGUUUUUUAUUUUGCUCACAACUUUCUUUGACUUUCUUUAUUUUUUGUUUCAAUACCAUGGGUCACUGCGUUUUAAGUCUCAUGGUGUAACCUGUUACGUUUGUUGUGAGUCUUUGAAUGGAUUCCUUGCGUUGCCGACUCAGUUGACUGACAUUGAUUACAGAUUUUGACACCACAGGAAUGAGGUGUGUUAAGCAAGAUUUUAAAAGUGAGCCAGUAGGGCACUGCUUCUGCUGCAGUAAUUAACAAAGACAAGAGACAUUUUGAGAAAAGUGUUCACAUAAUAUGGGUUUUAAUUUUACUCCUUUUGUUCCUGUAGCUUACAUGCAGUUAUGAGAUAUUCAUGAAUCAAAAGUAGCUAAAUUAUUAGGUUAUUGAAGCAGGCAAAUAAAAAAACAAACACAUUCUGUUGUGUCUUCAAACUCUUAAAACCUUUUCUAAAGUGUGAUAUAUUUUAUGUGGAAAACUGUUUACUUCCUCAAUCAGCAAGUCUUUGGACUUUAUCCAAAUGUGAUCCCAAUGUCAACAAAACCACUAGCCCAUGAACAUAUUUGGGUUGGUUUUCUUCUUCACAACUUCCUUUUUCCGUUUUUUUUAAGUUUUAUUUUUUUGGGCUAAAUCAUCGGGUUAAUGAAGCAGGACACAACAAAUGUGUAAAGGGUUGAUUAAUGACUGUAGUUGUGUAUUUGUCUUUUCAAUCUUGUUAAUCAUCUCUUUCUGAAGUUUAUCUGACCUUUCAUGUGCCGGAACUCAUUUUAGCACAUUGACUCGUUAUGGAGAACUUGGAAUAAACUAUUCAAAAGCUCCGAAACCAACAACAGGCAAGCGUGCGACUCUUACGAAACUGCAGAACCAACUAGAGCUUCAUCACAAACCUCUCAGCCAAUGACAACUGCAGCACAGUCCACAGAUCUAAUCACGUCUGGAGAGCAUCGCUCUGAGCCAAUCAGUGUCAACCUGUGAUAGAUCACACCUUGAGGUAACGAGAGCUCAGAUGUUCGGAGGUCCACCACUGUUUGGAGUUUCAACUGUUUUGGGUGGAAAGGAAGAUUAGGCAUUAGAAAGCAGUACAUGAAAAACAUGAGUGGACAAAAGAUCAAGUAAUAAAUGGAGAGCAAGAGAAAGCUGAAGCAAGGACAAAACAAAAAGGUGCGAGAAGAGUAAACUGCAGAAAGAGUAAAAGAAGUUGGUUCUGACAAAAAGUGGAGCAUAUAGUGGAAAGGAUAUAAAGACUGAGAUAAAAAGUUCCACCAGAGAAGAUGAAGCUGGGCGAAAAGAAUGUGGCUUCGCUGACCCUCACAGACAACAUUGAGAUGGAGCUGUUUUCUUCAGGGGAGCCCUGCAUGGGGACAUCAACAAAGGAGACGGAGGAAGAACAGAGCUAUGACCAGAAACACCUGAACAAUCCACUCGUACCCAAAUGUGAGGAGGAACCAGAGCCAGAGGUCCAGAACGCACCCUCAGGGAACCAGGCACAGCCCCAAACGGAGCCCUGCUCUCCUUUCCAAGGAUUCGUGAAGGAUAUUCACAUAGAAAUGGAGGUGUUUUCUCCCCUCCAAGAGUGUGAUCGUGAGCAAAUGGCAAUCAAACCAGGUGAUGCUUCCAUCGUGGCCCUGCCAUUCCCAAACAAAGCCAGUCGUCUUAAGUGGAGAAGACACCCUCCGCGGAAGACAGGACUGGUGGUCAAAGAUGUGGUCUGUCUCCCCAGAGGACACUACCUGGCACAGCUGGAGAGACGCACUGUUCCUCGAGGCAGGGAAAAAGCAGCUCUAGUCGCCAUGGGAAUGACUGCUCGCAUCUCCAUUGAUUAUGAAUGGUCGACCAAUCAGAUGGAGAGUCGGCUGGCAAUGCUCUUCCGAGGGCGUUUUGUAAAACGAGCGGGACAAAGGUUCAGCUUCACGUUUUUGCAGUGUGUCAUGGGCUCUGGGUUGCUAUUCGUCCCAGACACUCCUGCAGAGGGCUGGACUGGUGAGCAGGUACUCAGGAUCUCUGGACAUGGUGCUUUGUACAUCCUCAGCCAACAGGACUACCCACAGGCAGAAUCCGAGAUGAAAGCAAGCAAGGCCGCUGUGGUGAACCGGAAGGAGUUUUGUCUGGGGAACAAAAGUUGCUCGGAAAAAUACCAACAACUGGGAGGACCGACCCAACCAGAGGAGUUCACACGUGACCUCGACUGCAUCCUGAGACUGUUCAGACAGAAGAACAGGGGUCGGGACGGAGAAUUUCACAUCCAGGUGAGGAGCAAAGCCCUCCUCCAAAGUGCUCUAGAGGUGGUGAGGAGGCCGGACUUCUCGUUCAGGACGCCACCCAUCAUCUCCUUCAGCGGAGAGGAGAAUGACGGCCAUGACGGAUCCCUCAGAGACUUCUUUAGAUUGACUUUGCUGGAGCUGCAGCAAAGUCUCGUGUUUGAGGGUCAUCCGGGCCGUUUGUUCUUGACCUACGACCUUGAAGCUCUUAAAGAUAAGCGGUAUUACGAAGCAGGCCUAUUGAUUGGCUGGUCUUUGAUUCAUGGCGGGCCUGGACCGCGUUGUCUCCACCCUGCACUGUUCCAGGUCUAUUAUCUGCUGUGUGGUCAGAAUCGAUCUUUGGAGGAUUUCAGCUGGAGGGACAUAGUUGAUGCUGAAGUACAGACCAGGCUGCGACAGAUGCAUAGUUGUACUGAUGUCAAGCUGCUUUCCCCCAGUCUGUGUGACUGGGUUUCGAGCUGUGGGAUCCCUGGAGUCUAUUCAACCCAUUCUGAUGAACUACCAUCCAUCUAUGUCCGCCUGGUCAAACAUUACAUAUACCACAGGGUGGCCAGUAUGAUCUCCCAGUUCACAGAGGGGCUGAGCAGCUGCGGUGGAUUGUGGGAAACGGUACAGUCCAACUGGGAGGAAUUUGUGCCUGUGAUGACGAGCACACAGCAGCCGCCUCUGACCCUGGAAGAGUUCAAACGGCUUUUCGUCAUCUGCUACAGCCUCCCAGACAGCCAGCUGAAGGCGAGCGAGGAGCUAACAGUUGGACACUGGGAAUCGGUCCUCACUUUGGUCAGCGAUGGUAAGGCACAUUUUUCCCUUGAGGACCUCCUUGCCUUCAUCAGUGGAGCUGAUCAUCUGCCUCCUCUCGGUUUCUCCAGAAUGAUCUCACUACGUUUUUACUCGCAGGAUGCCGGAAUGUCGGGCGUGCGGCUUCCUCACGCCUCCACUUGCGCUCUAGAGUUCUUCCUGCCCAGGGGAACAGGGGGGGCUGUUGAUCUAUUGGCGCUGCUAAGCAAAGCCUUGCAUGAAGCCUUGGCUCUACAGAGGGAGAUGAGAGAGGAGCUGCAUAGGAGUGGUGACAAGUUCAUGAAGUUGAUGGAUUGUUAAGUUCCUGCUGAAAGCGACUUUGUCGAUCUCAAAGGUUUCUGUAAAAUACAAACAAUGUGACGGUAAAGAAAACCAAGUGCUGAUCUGUGAAAAGUUGUACUCCAUCAUUGAGGCCGAUGAAGGAAAUUCCAAGGAUGAAUUCUUUAACUCAAAAUUGUCAUCUAUGAUUUUAAUAGUUAAUUUAAUAUACUUAACUGUGAUAAAGAUAGCAUCCAAGUCAUUUUGACAUCUUAUACAAUUUUAUUACCUGUGUAUUUCUGCUGAUAUUUGUAUAUUGAGGAAAUGUUUUAUAAAAUGAAUGGCAAUUAAAAAUGUUCAGAAAAUUUA